AUGGUAAACUGCAAGGGCGUCGUGAGGCCACCCAAGAGCCCCGUGAACCAGGAGAUCUGUCGCUACUGUAGAACGACAGGAUCUUCGAAGAAAAACACAGAGAUGGAGCAGUCUACAGUGGACUUUCGUCGACGUCGACACACGUCAUCUAUCGCCCCGUCGAGACCAUCCAGAGCUCGACAAUUGCUACUAGCGAAUGCCACAGAGCUGCAAGCUGCACGGAGACAUCAGAACGCUACGGAGCUGCACACGUCGACGUCAAUGUCGUGUGAUUUUACACAGACAACAGGCCGUAUGGUCAUCCGUGAUGCCACUUUGACUGAGUCCAGAGAUAGGGAGCUUGCGACGACGACAGGUUCCAAGCCAACUCUCGACGUGUCGGACGAGUCCACUGAGAUGAGACUGUCAACAGUUGAUCUGAGACUGCCCAAGUACAAGGUGGACGUACCGGUACCUACAUCCACCAAACGAGGACGACGCGUGUCAGCUGCUGGUCCGUCCAACAGUGCGCUCACUCCGAUUUCAAUUGAGCAUCUCGCAGCCAUCGACGCGAAACUCUCGUCCGUCGAGCUUGAGUUAAAAAGAUAUGAUGCGCAUCCCAAAGAGCAGCCGAAGCAACCGAAGACAGUGACCAAACGUUCGAAGAAAACGGAGAAGUUCAGUGAACCGAUCGACUUUCACCUGUCGACUGUGGAUCUACGACCACAUCGACAUACUACAGUGAACACGGCGAGUACGACGCAGAAAAUUUCACGGCAUAGAAACGGAGGGUCGAAGGUGGACGAGGUGGAGCUACGCGGGCUUGAAUCUUCUCGACGGAAAAAAGAUGUCGAGCCCAUUGAUUUCCACUUGUCGACGUUUAACCUCAAGCCACGAAGACACGAGGAUCGUCGAACAGAGUCUCGUGGUAAGAAAGAGAAGAAGGAAAAGAAGAAGGAAGAGACGAUUCCGAAAUACUCCAAGGACGAACCGUGCGAUUUAGCGUACUUGUCGAAUUUCCGAUCGUACACGGUAUAG
Molecule: messenger RNA, 1017 nt
Organism: Phytophthora infestans T30-4
Lineage: Eukaryota; Oomycota; Peronosporomycetes; Peronosporales; Peronosporaceae
Exons: 2
Coding region: 1-1017 (338 amino acids)
Source: RefSeq, a predicted model, not a curated record